CCCGAUUUUGAGGUGCAAGCAUCGAAGGAUGGUUUCCUUGGGGAGGCAGUGUCUCGCGCAGCUGGUGCUGUUGCUGCCGCUACGGAGGCCCAGUCACAGCGGCCUGCUGCUGGUUUUACACCCGGGCUCGCUAAGGUUAUAGUCGCGCCCACAAAAGUGGGCGGAAUCCGGUUUUACGGGAAUGAUGGAAUGUUAGUGCAGAGAGUCGUCUCCCUUGCCCGAAGUGCUCGGCUUUCAAGCCACAGAAGGUAUCACCUGCGCAAAUUGAGGGAAUGCAUGGUGGCCAGCGGAUCCCAGAUUCUGCGGCUGCUUGAGAAGGAGAAUCCGCAGGAAUCUUUGCCUCGCAUCAGUCCCAGCUACACCUGCCUUCUUCGUGCAGCCGCUCUCUGUCAAGCAGUGGUUCACGAGCUUGAGCUAAUCGGCGACAGCACGCAGCUCGAAGGCAUUUUGAGGCGGCUGGACACAGCCUUCCUUGCCGGUGUCUCGGAUUCCGAGAAGCAGGGCCUUAUUGCCGCCGCAACACCCUACGAAAUGCUCACCUCCGGAAUCAUACUGUCAGAAGAUUCUCAGUUCGACGUAAAGUUCUACGACGGCAGAAAAAUAGGCGAGAAGCUUCCGCCUGCGCUGUUUCUUCUGAAAACCCUGUUUGGUUGUUCACUGCCCAUUCUUAUCCGCAAAGUCGUAAAAACCCUUGAGAUGAUUGAACGUUAUCCGGUGACCGCUCUUCACUUUACGGGAAUGCAUGAGCAACUCCUUCAGCAGUCAGUGCCACUACAGCCUCGGCUUUCUACUCUCGCUGGUGACAAAACGGAACAGACCGAUAAGCACCGUCCUUUCUGUCGAAAAGUGGAUCUCUCCAGUUAUCGUCUGUAUGCUGCACCCUUGGCCACUUUUGGCCAGAUACAGCAGUGGUUGGUAACCCGAAUGAACGAAGUGCCGUGAAACUUGCGCUCUCAGGUUUGCAACGCUCCAGACUCGGAAGAGCUGCCUGACCUCGGUCCGGAGGCUAAGGUCUACCGUGGCGGCAUCUUUCAGUGGCUGAGCACAAACGGUGGUCGGGAGCCCGGAAAGCGCAUCAAUCCCAUCCAACUGAAGGGCCUCAUACGCAUCAGUACCUCUGACGCCACAAUUAAUCGACGAGCGUCUCAACUUAACCGUCUCCUCCUCUCGGACAUUGACGAUAGGGAUGAGACUCCAGAGGCGCCGAAGACACCUCCAAGGCCACCGUCACUGUCAUCCGUUUGCAUAAGCGCCAACAACGAAGCGGAAGCAAAAUUGGCGCCACCAACUUACCCCUGGAUUGCAAUUGAUCUCGGCGUUCACAUUCACGUGACACACUACGGUUUGAGAGUGCCAGUGGUUGAAAACAAGUGGCCGUCUCUUCAGCACUGGCAGCUACUGUCUCCCCGCUCUACUUAUGUUUGUUCCUCCGACGUCUGGCUGUCCUCCAACGAAAAACACGAGUAUCUGGAUGUUUUUACAUAG
This is a messenger RNA of Dibothriocephalus latus, 1485 nucleotides long. The record is from the annotation of a GenBank genome assembly. NCBI's taxonomy places the organism in Eukaryota, Metazoa, Platyhelminthes, Cestoda, Diphyllobothriidea, Diphyllobothriidae.